Funneliformis mosseae is the source of this 342-nucleotide messenger RNA. NCBI's taxonomy places the organism in Eukaryota, Fungi, Glomeromycota, Glomeromycetes, Glomerales, Glomeraceae. The record is from the annotation of a GenBank genome assembly.
AUGGCUGAGAUAACAGGUUUUAAAGAUAAACAAAUAAUGAUCAAUAAUCAUGUGACUGGUGACUUCUUGCUGGAAGAUACUUAUCAAAGCAAACCUAGAAGUAUAAAACUGCAAACUAUUAUUCAAGAGUUAUUAAUUCUAGAUGAACUAUCAAUCAAUGCACCUUCCAAAAAUUCCAAUAUGGAAGAAAAAGGCUUUAUUGGAAUGAAAAGAAGGGGAAUCAAACAAAUUGGAAGGAACCCUUUACAAUCGGCACAUAUAAAGCUAAAUAGUGAAGUUAAAGAUAAACUUUCAAAAGAUCUCAAUCAGGCUAUGAUACACAAAAGAACUGAUACAGCCUAA